Molecule: messenger RNA, 519 nt
Organism: Paramecium tetraurelia
Lineage: Eukaryota; Ciliophora; Oligohymenophorea; Peniculida; Parameciidae
Exons: 1
Source: RefSeq, a predicted model, not a curated record
AUGACUUUCUAAUAUCAACAUCAUAUACUAGAGGAAAUAUUUGUUGCAAUAACUGGAAAAGUUAUCAUUUCAAUUAUAUUCGAGAAUUUUAUGAAUUCUAAUUUAUUUGAAACAACCUAUCUUUUAAUUUAUUGGAUUGAUAGCGAAUAUGUAAUAAAUUCUAAUUUUAAAUCCUUAUUUUGGAUAAAAAUUAACCUUCCUUUGACUUUGAAUCCUAACAGAUUGAUAUACCUUUAGUUUAAUUUUGUUUUAUACUUAGCAAUUUUUUAGGAAUUUCUUAUUUUUUUGUUAAUGUCAUUUCAAAUUUUUUUACUGAACCUCAAAUUUCAGAUUUAUUUUAUCUCAAUAUUCUUUCUAAUAAUAUUUCUUUUUGCUUAAUUUAUUCACUUUUUUUCGUUCUUAUUCAGCCAUUAUAUCAGAGUAUCAUUAUCUAAACUUUUCUUCCCCCCUUUUAAUAUCUAAAUCAUUUAGUUUGCAAAAAUCAUUCAACAUACAACUUGUAUAAUAUUAUAUAAAUGA